Ilex paraguariensis (yerba mate) is the source of this 210-nucleotide messenger RNA. Lineage: Eukaryota; Viridiplantae; Streptophyta; Magnoliopsida; Aquifoliales; Aquifoliaceae. The record is from the annotation of a GenBank genome assembly.
AUGUUGUGUCUCCAGCGAUGGUAUCCCCAGCUAACGGUGGGGUUUUUGUGUGGUGGUUCCUCUGUCUUGGCUUUGCUGACAGCUUUAGGUCCUGGAAGCUUGGUUGAUGGGCCAAAAGAUGGAAACCUUGCCCAUAUCCCGGUUGCCAUCACCACCUCAUAUUGUCCUUAUAUUGUUGUAAACUCUCCAGAUCGAUACUCUUACAACUAA